Onychostoma macrolepis is the source of this 1762-nucleotide messenger RNA. It is a transcript of the gene trmt2b, whose product is annotated as tRNA methyltransferase 2 homolog B. The transcript has a single exon. Gene Ontology annotation, biological process: RNA processing. The record is from RefSeq and is a predicted model, not a curated record. Gene Ontology annotation, molecular function: tRNA (uracil(54)-C5)-methyltransferase activity, S-adenosyl methionine-dependent. The coding region runs from base 218 to 1663 and encodes 481 amino acids. Lineage: Eukaryota; Metazoa; Chordata; Actinopteri; Cypriniformes; Cyprinidae.
GCUAGUAAAGAAAGUAGCGUCAUUAGAGCGUCAUAUCAACUGAAGUUGUUGUGGGCACAUGGGAAAAAGGUACAAGGAACAAUAUUUGUUUUACCGGGCUGUUGACAGUUUACACGUGUAUGUUGUGAGGCAAAAUAUAUCUAGAGCGCUGACGCGAUCGUUUCAUAACAUUAUUUAGUGUAGUUGUUUUGAGCGCGUGACCGCAGAAGCUGCAUCAAUGUCGCGUGCCUAUAAAACAUUGCGCUUACAUUUAACCUGGCCACUGCUGAAACACUCAGCCAUUAUACCAAAAACAUGCUUCAGCUAUUCAAUAACCAGCCGCUGUGCUGUCAGCACUGGCUGUAAGCCUUUAACGAGAAGAAAGGAAAGGAAACCCAAACUACCUGCUGACUGGCAUACUCUCUCCUGGGAGGAGAGACUGGCUGAUACUGUGACUCCUCUGUGGAGAAUGAGUUAUGAGGACCAGCUCCAGUGGAAACAAGAGCAGCAACACAAGAUCUUACUUGAGAUGACAAAGCAACUAGCUCAGUAUUCAAUGCACCCUUUUUCAAAUGAUUUAAGUUUCCCCCUCCUUCCCAUAGUAGCCUCACCAGUGAGUGAUGGAUACCGCAACAAAUCAACUUUCUCUGUCAACGUAGGGGUAGAUGGGAAUCCAAAAACUGUUGGAUUUUAUAUCGGCAAUGGUAAAACAGGCAACAUUGUCUGUGUCCACGGUGACCAUCUCCUGAACAUGCCUUCAAAACACAAGAUGGUUGCAAGGCACUAUGAAGAUUUUAUACGCCUCUCACCACUCAAACCAUGCAUUUUACUUCACGAUGGUGGUCACUGGAGAGAAAUCACGAUAAGAACAAAUUCCGCUGGUCACACAAUGGCCAUAGUUUACUUCCAUCCUCAAACCCUAACGCCUGAGGAGAUAGCCGUCCAUAAAGCUGUUCUGGUGGAGUACUUCACACAAGGUCCCGGAGCAGUUUGUCAACUGUAUUCUCUGUACUUCCAGGAGACCACAAUGACCCGUUGCAGUCAUGAACAAUCCCCGUAUAAGCUUCUGCAUGGACAGCCCCAUAUCUUUGAGGAGGUUCUUGGCUUCAAGUUCCGCAUUUCUGCUGAUUCGUUCUUUCAGGUGAAUCGGGGAGCGGCGGAAGCUUUGUACAAGACUGUUGCGGAGCUGAAUCGGGCUUGUGUUGGAGGCACCCUGCUGGAUGUCUGCUGUGGUACUGGAGCCAUUGGCAUUUCGUUAUCACCACAGAUGGAGAGAGUCAUUGGCAUCGAGCUCCUUGAGCAGGCGGUUGAGGACGCCAAGUUUAAUGCAGCACUAAACGGAGUUCAUAAUUGUCAGUUUCUCUCAGGCAAAGCGGAAGUUGUUCUACCAAAUCUGAUGGCCACUUUGAAUUCUGAUGGCGGGCUGACAGCCGUGGUGAAUCCGUCCAGGGCUGGCCUACAUUAUCGAGUUGUCAGAGCCUUGAGGAACCACCUAGCCAUAAGAAGGCUUGUCUAUAUAUCAUGCAAACCUGAUGGGGAGGCAAUGAGGAACUUUAGAGACCUGUGCAGUUCAGACUAUAAGAGGAAGAUCACUGGAGAAGCCUUCAAACCAACUGUGGCCAUCCCUGUGGACCUGUUUCCACACACUACUCACUGUGAACUAGUGCUUGUGUUUGAGCGAUAGUAGCUGUUUUUGAGAAAGUAUGACUUUUUAUUCAUGACAGUUUUAUUCAUUAAAUGUCAAUGGAAAAUUUUCAAUGCAGUUUCUCUCUCUUUGAAUAUU